Molecule: messenger RNA, 595 nt
Organism: Owenia fusiformis
Lineage: Eukaryota; Metazoa; Annelida; Polychaeta; Sabellida; Oweniidae
Source: the annotation of a GenBank genome assembly
AUAAUAUAAAAUGAAGUUGCACAAACAAUUUCCUCACAUUGCGACAUUUAAAUCGGGUGGAAUAGAAAUGUUAUUGGUAAAACUUACAGGGCUAGUUGUCCUAAUAACUAGCGCCUAUGCAAGAACGUCCUCCCAAACUCGAUAUAUUCCUUCUGGAGAGGUGUUCAGAGGUCCGUGUAUCGGAGGAUAUAAAACGUACAGUAGGAAGGACUGUGCGGAUACCUAUGAAAAACUUAACAAACAAAACGCUUACAAAGGAUUGAGCAUACAGCAGUAUGUAUGGCAGUGUGAUCAAAUGUACAGAUGGUCGUCUAACGCAGCGAACAAGACAGGUGGAGGGUCAGGUUUCACAAGCAGCCAGUCGAAUUGGUUAAAAGGACUUUUAAACCAUCUAGUUGAUGCGUUAAAAGGAUCCAAGCCAUCGAGGAAAUGUCAUGAGUUCCCAAUCGGUACACGGAAAGAAUAUCGCGUAGCAACAGCGUCUGAACGGAAAGAAUUCCACGCAGCUAUCAACCUGCUCAAGACGGACAUGCUUCCGGGACCGCUUGGUACUACCAACAAAUACGACACAUUAGUGUCAUUUCACCAUGCAUCU